Cephus cinctus (wheat stem sawfly) is the source of this 1202-nucleotide messenger RNA. RefSeq names its product dual specificity protein phosphatase 23-like. The record is from RefSeq and is a predicted model, not a curated record. Bases 293 to 967 code for a protein of 224 amino acids. The transcript is spliced from 5 exons. Gene Ontology annotation, biological process: protein dephosphorylation; cilium assembly. Gene Ontology annotation, molecular function: protein tyrosine/serine/threonine phosphatase activity. NCBI's taxonomy places the organism in Eukaryota, Metazoa, Arthropoda, Insecta, Hymenoptera, Cephidae.
UGAUUAUGUAAUUACGUAAAACAAAGCACGUAAAUUAUUUCGAAGAAAUUUUCUAACAAAUUUCAUGCUGAGCCAAACGAGUGAAGAAAUUUUACAAAAUCUCAUGUGUAGCUUGAACGUCCAAAUUCCUGAAAAGGACGAGCUACUAGCAAUUAGCUUGGAAUCAAAUCAGCUGGCAUUCGUGAAAAAUUAUCGAGACGGAAGACACUCGUGAAAAGCGUCACUAACGCCUAAUAAGUUAGCAAGUACAGUACAGUGGAGGUAAAAGAGAACUAGUGAAUAACCUCAAAAAAUGUCGCAGAAACGCAUCAUGUAUGCGCCAUUUAAUUUUUCGUGGGUUGUACCAGACAAACUCGCGUGUACGGGCUGGCCACAAAACGCAGCAAAUCUACGAUUUCUUGAAAAAGAGGGAAUCACGCAUCUGAUAACGUUAAGCAUGGAACGAAAGCCACCGAUCGAUGAUUUGCCAAAAGGAAUGAAAUGGUCUCAGAUAUACAUUGAGGAAUUUAAAGCACCGACCGUUAAAGAGAUCAAUCAAUUUAUUGAUAUCUGUCAGCGAGCACAUUUCACAAAAGACGUCAUCGCUGUCCAUUGUCGACAAGGUAGAGGUCGUACUGGUGUUAUGGCCGCCUGUUAUCUAGUUAGAUUUCAAGAUUUUACACCCGAGAUGGCAAUCGUUCAAUUAAGGGUAAUGAGACCCGGAAGUGUUGAGACAUAUAAGCAAGAACGGGCAGUGGUCAAGUAUUAUGACGCGUUGAGAGGAAUUCGCGAAGAGAGGAGAAGAGAAUUCGCGGAACUUCCGGCACUUCCCGAACGUACUACGGCUGUCGAACUUGGUCUUUCCAGAUGGAAAAUGCCGGUACACAUCUCCAUGCUGCACAGAUACACAAAUUCUGAGAAGCCAAUAAAAAAAAUUCCAAAUUCAUUGCCAUCGUACGUUUGCAAGAUGUACAAUGAUAAUUUUUAACUAAUUACAAAAUGCCUUUUAUCGUAAUCCAUUACUAACUCUAUCACGCGUGCAAAAGGAAUGUUUUCACCGGAAAUGGGACGCCAAGAAGAGCAACAGAAGAAAUGAACGUUCAAAACGUUCUAUAUAUAUUGAAUUUAUUAUUGUACACGUUAUAGCCAAUCGACAUUUCCUCACAAAUUAGGAAGAAUUGUGCAUCAUUUAUUUCAUUGAUAAAAUAUAAUCAUACAAUUAA